AUGUCUGCGGUGCCCGAAUUGAAGUCCGAGGCCGACGAGCUCCCGGCCAAAAAGUCCUCGGAGGAGGCCCUCCAGCGCCGCCGCGAGGGCCGCAUCAAGGCCGCACAGACCAUCGCCCAGAACUUGAAGAAGAGCGGCAUCGGCCGCUUCGAGGAGGAGAACGGCUUUGCCUUGACCAGCGUGAAAACCAUCCCGUUGAUCAACCAGAAGAACUAUUUCGCCGAGUACUUGAAGAAGGACGACCAGAUCACGGUGGUGCGCACGUGGCGCAACGAGAAACAGAAGGACGCGGCGCUCAAGAGCGCCGGCUCGGACGCCAAAAAGCCCGCCGACGACGACAACGAUGACGACGACAACGACAACGACGACGACAACGACAACGACAACGACGACGACCCGGGCGCGGGCGCCGCCAAGAUGGGCAGCGACACCUUGGUGCUCCACCCGGGGUCCCAGGUCCUCCGGAUCGGCCGUGCCACGGACAGCUUCCCCACGGACGUGCCGAUGGUGGUGGCGGUGCGCAACCCCGGCGGUCUGGACACGUAUCCCGAGGUUCCCCGGCGCGUGCGCUACGACGACGGCGACUACGACUUUGGCGAGCGGUUCAACGCGAUCAAGGCCACGGUGACCAAGGACUUCAAGGCCCGCAUGCGCUUCUACAAGCGCCGCAUGAUGCCCAACUCGCGCGAGAGCGCGGCCAACUUCAACCGCAUGCAGCGGCCCGAGAUGGUGCCGGACAACGCCGACCCGGACUACAAGGAGUUCUAUGAAACAAACGACGCGCUCUUGGCGAGCCGGGACUUCUUCGCGGGCGCGGACGCGUUAAGGCUCCCGCUCAGCGCGGCGUACACGGCCUGGCGGCUCCGCUACCCCAUCGUCAACGGCACGUUCAACCAGGACCGGGCCGACUACGCAUCGCCACAGGAGUUCAUCGGCGACAUCACGCGGAUCUUGCACGAGGCCCUCAAGGCCAUCAGCGUGCCUGCGGCCGACGCGCGCAGGCUCAAGUGCCUCCUCAUCAUCCCCGACUUCUACGACAAGGAGGUGGUCGAGACCUGGGUGGAGAUCUUGUUGGGGCUGAUGGGCUUCGCCCGCGUGGGCGUGAUCCAGGAGGCCGUGGCCGCCACCUUUGGCGCGGGCUCCUCCAGUGCGUGCGUGGUGGACGUCGGCGCCCAAAAGACCACGGUCUCGUGCGUCGACGAGGGCAUGGUCAUCAACGACUCCAGGGUCAGCUUGGACUACGGCGGCGACAACAUCACCGAGACGUUCGCCAAGUUGCUCUUGCAGCAGAACUUCCCGAUCCAGGACAUCAACCUCCACGACCGGAACGACGACUGGGAGUUGCUUGACCGCUUGAAGCGCAACUUCUGCACGUUCGACGACGCGGACAUCGCCGUGCAGCUAUACAACUUCUACCGCCGCAAAGCGGGCGGACAGACGGAGAAGUACAACUUGAAGGUCUUCGACGAGGUCAUGCUUGCGCCCCUCGGCCUUUUCUACCCGGACUUCUUCCAGCUAUCCGACAAAACAAAGAGCAAAACGCUCUUCCCCGAGUCCUACGACCACUACACCGGCGAACCCAACAACCCGUUUUCUCAGGCACAGGAAAACCUCGUCGCUGGAAAGGGCUUCACGGAAAUGAGCGACGAAGCCUUGCUUUUGAAAAUCAUAGAGGAUAAACAGGUGUUCAAGACGGCCAACGCCGCCUAUGGCAAGCCCGUGCCCAACAGAGCAGGCUCGACUGAAGAUUCCACCAAGAACUUCGCUGUGCCGUUGGACAAGGCGAUCAUCGAGUCGAUCACAAAUGCUGGGAUCGCCACGGACUUCAACAAGGCAAAGAAAUUGUACGACAACAUCCUUGUCACUGGGGGCGGCUUGGCCCGCUUCCCGGGAUUCGACAUGUUGCUCACCGAUAGAAUUAAUAUCUGGCGGCCUCGCUUCUUAUCCACCUCCAGUUUAGACGACAUCUUGAGUUACGUUGGCAAGGAAAAAGACCGCUUGGAAAUCAAAAAGAAGCAAAUGAUCAGCGAUGCCAAGGCAAAGAAGAAAGGAGCGCUGUCUGCAGAUGAGGUUGAGCUAUCAGAGCAAGAUAUGAAGAAAAUCGAUGCCGAUACCGCACUAACAAUUGAUCUUGAGAAGGCCGACGCAGUGGCGGAUGAUGGCUCAGUCAUCGCGGUGAAUGUUCUCCCGGCACCAAAAGAGCUAGACCCACGGGUGCUUUCUUGGAAGGGCGGCAGUGUGUAUAGUCGCUUGAAAGUCAUCAACGAAAUGUGGAUCACAAAAGAUGACUGGGACACUUUGAACUCACGGUGCCUUUACUACAAGAGUUUGUUUAACUAUUGA
Molecule: messenger RNA, 2343 nt
Organism: Metschnikowia bicuspidata var. bicuspidata NRRL YB-4993
Lineage: Eukaryota; Fungi; Ascomycota; Pichiomycetes; Serinales; Metschnikowiaceae
Gene: ARP8
Product: Arp8p
Exons: 2
Coding region: 1-2343 (780 amino acids)
Biological process (GO): regulation of DNA-templated transcription; double-strand break repair
Cellular component (GO): Ino80 complex
Source: RefSeq, a predicted model, not a curated record